UCGGCGGUGACAGCAGCAGCAGCAGUCGGUCCCUCAGUGAGAGCUCAGCCUCAGCUGCUCCGCUCCGAGAUGGCGUCUCUCCUGCAGCCGGAAAAAGUUGUGUACCUGGUCCGUGGAGAGAAGCGGAUCCGGGCUCCUCUGUCUCAGCUCUACUUCUGUCGCUACUGCAGCGAGCUGCGGUCUUUGGAGUGUGUGUCUCAUGAGGUGGACUCCCACUACUGUCCCAGCUGUCUGGAGAACAUGCCCUCUGCAGAGGCCAAGCUUAAAAAGAACAGGUGUGUCAAUUGUUUUGACUGCCCAUGCUGCAUGCACACACUGUCCACCCGGGCCACCAACAUCCCGGCUCCUCUGCCUGAUGAUCCCACCAAGACGGCCAUGAAGAAGGCCUACUAUCUGGCCUGCGGUUUCUGUCGCUGGACCUCCAGGGAUGUGGGAAUGGCUGACAAAUCAGUGGCCAGCGGUGGAUGGCAGGAACCAGAGAACUCUCAUACUCAGCGGAUCAACAAGCUGAUCGAGUAUUACCAGCAGCUGGCUCACCGAGAGAAGCAGGAGAGAGACAGGAAGAAGUUGGCCAGGAGACGACAGUGCAUGCCACUGGCAUUCUCGGAAAAAUAUGGCCUUGGAACCCGACUGCAGAGGCAGAGGUCUGGAGCUCCCAUCUCAAGCCUGGCAGGCCUUACCCUUAAAGAGGGUGAGGACCAGAAGGAGAUCACUAUUGAACCUGCCCAGGCCCUUGAUGAAGUGGAGCCCCUGCCUGAAGAUUGCUACACCAGGCCCAUCAGUUUACCGGAGGUGACCACGCUGCGGCAGCGCCUCCUGCAGCCUGACUUCCAGCCUGCAGGGGCGUCUCAGCUCCACCCCCGACACAAACACCUCCUGAUGAAGCGCUCACUGCGCUGCAGGAAAUGUGAGCACAAUUUGAGCAAGCCAGAGUUUAAUCCUACUUCAAUCAAGUUUAAAAUUCAGCUGGUGGCUGUGAGUUAUAUCCCUGAAGUGAGAAUUAUGUCCAUUCCAAAUCUCCGGUUCGUGAAGGAGAGCCAAGUGCUGCUGACCCUGACCAACCCAGUAGAGAACAUCACCCACGUCUCAUUGACUGCUUGUGAGGAGGAAGAUCCCGAUGACAUCAACAGCACUGCCAAGGUCAUGGUUCCCAGCAAGGAGCUGGUGUUGGCUGGGAAGGAUGCUGCUGCUGAGUACGAUGAACUGGCUGAACCUCAAGACUUCCAGGAUGACCCAGAUGUUGUUGCCUUCAGGAAAUCCAACAAGAUUGGUUUCUUCAUCAAAGUGAUCCCCCAGAAGGAAGGCGAUGGGGAUGUCACCGUCUCAUUUAAGAUCAGACACGACUUCCGCAACCUCGCCGCUCCCGUCAGGCCAAGCGAGGAGGGAGGCGACAGCACCCCCGACGCCAUUUGGCUCACCCACCACGUGGAGCUGAGGCUGGGACCCCUCGCUCCCUGAACAUCAAUACUCCAUUUACUCUCAACCGGUCCCACAGUCAUAGUGUUGGGUUCUUUUGAGCCAGUUUCUUUAAGAUGUGGGAUUUCAUUCAUUUUAAAUGAUCAUCGGUGUGUGAGAGCAGUUAGAGAUCUACUUCGAAUACAGACUCAGAGUUCUCUUGUUUUAUCUCAAGUUGCAUCAUCAGAUACAUUGUGGAACUUUCAGUGUGUAAAACUAUAGGAAAUAAUGGCUGACUGCAGACUGACCAAUACAACUUUUAGUUGGUUUCACUUUUUUUGUUGCUUUUUAAUGUCGCUAAAUGAAGAAAAGUGGUAAUGUGCUUUAUUUCACUGCAUUGUCAUCCUCUCAAUUUAAACACUGAACCAUGUGUCAGUAAAAACUGUUGUAGUUUGACUGUUUAUUUACAGGAAGCAAACGCUUAUAUCUACAGUGCAUGUAAUUAUUUAUUCAAAAUGUUAAGUUUUGAUUAAUGGAAAUGGAAAAGGAUUUAUCACUAUGUAACAUCCAGUCUUUUCUUAAGUGGCAAAACAACUUCAAGCUCCCAGCAUCUGUCUUUGCACUUAACGUACAUUAAAUGUAUUAACAGCUAUG
This is a messenger RNA of Limanda limanda (common dab), 2049 nucleotides long. It is a transcript of the gene dctn4, whose product is annotated as dynactin 4. NCBI's taxonomy places the organism in Eukaryota, Metazoa, Chordata, Actinopteri, Pleuronectiformes, Pleuronectidae. Gene Ontology annotation, cellular component: dynactin complex. The coding region runs from base 70 to 1458 and encodes 462 amino acids. The transcript has 13 exons. The record is from RefSeq and is a predicted model, not a curated record.